GGCUUCCUUACCCAGCGUGGACUUCAAUGACAUUCUGAGCUUUCAUAAGUCAGCUCACUUCAGUAGGCUGUGAAGAUGUCUUUAACAUUUUUAUUUAGAGCAAUUACAAGAGACGUUGCAAAGGUCAGCAUAUGCCAGCAUGCACAGUCGUUACACACAGGUUGUCACCUUCUGGCAGCUGACAAAGCCCUCCUGAUGAAGCUGCGGAAAAGCACUGGCUACACUUUCAUUAACUGCAAGAAAGCCCUGGAGAAGUUUGAUAAUGACAUGGCACAGGCAGAGACCUGGCUACAUGAGCAGGCCCAGAAGGAGGGCUGGAACAAAGCAAACAAGCUGGAGGGUCGCAGAGCUAAAGAGGGUCUUAUUGGUCUGUUCAUAAGAGAUAAAGCUGCAGUCAUGGUGGAGGUUAACUGUGAGACAGAUUUUGUUGCCCGCAAUGAGAAGUUCCAGCAGCUGGUUAAGGAUGUGGCGUUUGCCACCUUGGCUCACCAUCUGAAUAAAAGGCUGGAAGGAUAUGCGAAGAGUGCCCUGACAGGUGAUGAGUUAAGCAAACUGAGUGUGGCUGAAGGAGCUUCGCUUGCUGAUCAGGUGGCUCUCACAAUAGGUCGCCUGGGUGAGAACAUGUCAGUGAAGCGGGCAGUGACUGUGGGCGUCCCUGCUGAGUGGCACAUUGGCUCAUACGUACAUGGCGGUGUGAGUGGCCAGACUGAGGUGGCCAUGGGUCGGUAUGGUGCCCUGGUCGUAUUUCAGGGUGGAAAGGAGGGAGAGCAGGAAGUUCUAGGACGCAAGCUGGGGCAACAUGUAGUGGGAGAGUCCCCUGUGUCUCUGGGCAACAUGGAUGACCUGCCCUGCGGUGAAAGUGAGACACGUCUGCUGCCUCAGACCUUCCUGGGAGACCCCAGCAGGACUGUGGCUCAGUUCCUCAUGGGUCAGCAGGCUCGAGUGCUGGACUUUGUCCGAUUUCAGUGUGGUGAGACAGUCAGUGAAGAAACAAAAUGAAGGAACAGAAAUCAGUCCAUUGAAAGGAUUGAAAGGUCAUGUGUCUUUAAUUUGUAUGAAUAUGAAAUGCAACUACCCAUUGAUUCUUAAAUAUUCACUCACUCUGUGUCAUUAUUAUUUUGAAACCAGAAUAUGUUGGCCUACCAGCACUGCUGCAAGAUGAAAUUACCAAUCCAACAAUAAAAUGUUUUCUUUCUAAAAGUCUUCAUAUUCAUUUGUAUAUGCUACACAGUAUUUUGAAUGAUAAAAUCCACAUGAACAUCCUCUCAAUCUGAUUACUCACUGGAAUGUGUCAAACCUACUGUCGCAAUUUUCCACUUAGUUCAUGUUGUCCUUUCCAUACUUGUAUUUACAUAUCGGCGUAUUUUUACUGCAUGUUAGUUUAUUUUAUUCUAUUAUCUUUAUUUUAUUAUCUUUCUUAUUAUCUUUGU
Molecule: messenger RNA, 1430 nt
Organism: Chelmon rostratus (copperband butterflyfish)
Lineage: Eukaryota; Metazoa; Chordata; Actinopteri; Chaetodontiformes; Chaetodontidae
Gene: tsfm
Product: Ts translation elongation factor, mitochondrial
Exons: 6
Coding region: 76-999 (307 amino acids)
Biological process (GO): mitochondrial translational elongation
Cellular component (GO): mitochondrial matrix
Molecular function (GO): translation elongation factor activity; protein binding
Source: RefSeq, a predicted model, not a curated record